AUGGCCGCAUUUAGAAUGGCUUUGGAAGCGUCGCGGUCGCGUUGCGGCUGGCUCGAUGCCAUUCUGCGUGAACCGUUUCAGGUCGGCUGCAUUUUGGAGGUUCCGCUGCGCAUAAAGUUCUCCGGUUCGGGGCUGCUUCGAAAUUGCGCCCGACCGGAAGCGAUUUGCGCUUUGGGGUCUUGGAAAUGAUGAAGACCUAACUGCAAUGUAUCGAGUCCUACGAAAAUUUUGAAAAAAAAAAAUUUUCUUUUCGCUUUUUUUUUUUUGAAAUUAGGACUCUAGCCGCAGCGCAACCGCAACGCGUCGAGCCAUUCCAAACGCAAUCAAAUAAAGUCCCAAAAAUCUCAGCCAACCUAAUAAUGAUUGAAUUGUAUUACCUAGGGUGAUAAUCAUCAUUUUUUUUUCGAUUUUUCAAAAUUUUUAUUCCUCAUUUGGAUGUUGCCUUAACAUUCCUCCCUUGAAAAUUUACCAUUUUCUCAAGAUUUUAAUACCUUUACAGUUUUGUUCUUUCAUUUUGCCUCACUCAUCAUAUUCCUCGCAUUUUUUUCUCUCAGAUUGUUUUCCUGGUAUCGAAAAAUGGAUAAUCAAGAACCGAAGCCGGUUUUUUCGAUUUUUUGUUUUCGAACUUUCUCAGAUGUUUCCGGGUCUUAAAAUGUGCACUGGGCACUCAUUUUUUCCUCCUCUUUGAUAUUUACCCUUUUUGUUGAUGCCUUGUUGAACCUCAGAACAAAAUAAAAAUUUAUUGAUAUUUUUCACGGAAAAGGUGUUGGAGAACGUCGAAAGCUCAGCUUGAUAUUCGUUGAAAAAAAAAAUGAAAGCUUAAUUUGGGGAACAUUUUUAGAUUUUAUAUUUUUCUGAAGCUAUUGAUCAUUUUUUUGGGAGUUCUACUCAAUUUAAAUCUUCCUUGGAGGUACUCGAAGUAACUUUGAGCAUUAUUUAAAAUAUCCAAACGAAUUUAAAGAAAUUUUUCAACUUCACACUGAAUUACCUCCUUUUCGAGGGCUUUAUAGUCUAUUCCACGCCAGCUUGUCACAUUUUUCUUCCCGCCAAAAUGACCGUAUACCAAAUCAGAUCAAAUGUCUGCUUUCAUAACGACAAGAAACAAAGGUCUUGAAGCGAAAGUUGGCUGAAUUUGACCUGGCCUUUUGGCGGAAAGAAAAACGUGACAAGCUAGCGUGGAAUGGCCUAUACAGGUUUUUUUGAAGGUACGCUUGAAUUAUUAACUCUUGAUGUUACUAAUAAUUAUUUUUCAUAAUUAAAGUUUUUUUGCCCGACUGUUAUGGGUCAAAAAUCUUGAAAAAAAUACGAAGAUGCCCGAAAAAAACACAAUUUUUUUAUGGUUCAGAAGCUUCCAAAUCAAAGAGUUUUUCAUUUAUAUUAAUUGAGGUAUUUUUUUAAAGUUCUGGUGAAAUUUUAGCGACUACUCAGAACUUUAUUUGGUUCAUUUUUACUUCGGAAAAAAAGCCAGUUUGAGCCUUUUUUUUGGAUGAAUAUCGUAAAUGCGUUUACCAAGGACAGUAAAUAAUACAGAAUUUCAAAAAUAAUUUGGAAAUUUUUUUGAUUGAAAGGAUAUUACGAAGGUUUUUCAUGAGGAAAAGCUAAUUUUUACUCGAAAAAAAUUUGAGCCAUUUACCAUUUUUCGGACAAAGACGGUAAAUUCCGUUAACCAAGACACUGGUAAAUGGUCUUAUUUCACUCAAUAAUUUGCAAAAUGUGUGAAGCCCUGUAUGAAGUCUCUCAGUAAUGAUUUCGUAUGAGGAAAAGCUCAUAAAAAAGCAAGUUUGGACCAUUUACCGUUCUUGGGGGAGUACGGCAAACGAAUUUACCGACUUCUUACCUUCCAUAAAACCUUUAUUUAUUUUUGAUUCCGUUAUUCGAAGCGAUUCAAAGGCUCUAGGGAAUUUCAAGGAAUUUCAACUGACCACGAGCCUCUACUAUCGAUUUUUGGAAACAAGGAUGGAAUUCCAGUGCAUUCUCAGAAUCGGCUUGUGCGUUGGGCGAUCAUCUUGCUUGGCUACCACUUCAAAAUUGAAUACAUCAACAUCGAAAAAUUCGGACAAGCCGAUGCCUUGUCGCGAAUGAUGCAACAAGGAGAAAAUCUUCAAGAUGACGACGUUGUCAUCGCGAAAGUUGAAGUGGAAGUGCAAGAAGUGCUGAAAAACAGCCUUCGUCGACUACCUUUGACCAGCGCGGACGUCCGAACUGAAACUAGUAAGGACAAGGAUCUUCAGAAACUCACCAAAUUUGUGAACUCUGGAAGUUUUCCGCAGAAGGUACCCGAAAAACUGAGAUCUUUCUCCUCAAAACGAGAAGAAUUGAACGUAGUCGACGGCUGUUUGAUGGUUGGCGAUCGAGUCGUCAUCCCUGAAAAGUUGAGAGGAGAAGUCCUCAGGGAGCUCCACUCUUCUCAUGCUGGAAUGGAUCAUAUGAAAAGAAUUGCCAGAUCAAUCGCUUCUUGGCCUGGAAUCGAUAUGGAUUGCGAGAACUUUGUACGAAGUUGCAGGACUUGCAGCUUGAACAGCAAAACUCCUCGAAAAGUUCCUUUGCAACCAUGGCCAACACCAGAACGGGUUUGGCAAAGAAUUCACAUCGAUUAUGCUGGUCCAGACCAAGGACAAUGGUAUUUGGUGGUGGUGGACGCGAAGAGCAAAUUUCCUGAAGUGAAGAUUUGCCAGUCAAUUUCAGCUACCAAUACUGUCAAAGUUCUGAAAGAAAUUUUCGCCAGAAACGGUUUCCCGGAAACCUUCGUAUCUGACAACGGUACGCAGUUCACGUCCCAACUGUUCGUCGAAAUGUGCCAAAGUGGAAACAUUCAGCACAUCAGAACUGCUCCAUAUUGUCCGCAAUCUAACGGCCAAGCCGAAAGAUUCGUCUAUACGCUGAAAAGAGCUUUGAAGAAGCUUCAAAAGGGGGAGGAGAAGAUAUCGGAAGAAAUUCUGAACGAAUUCCUCAUGCGGUAUCGCCGCACUCCAUUGGAAGUAUUGAAAGGGAAGUCAGCCGCCGAAAUGCAGAUUGGGCGACAAAUAAGAACGAAAAUCGAUUCCCUGAAACCUCGAGAUCCAGAAACUCCUUCUUGGUCAAACGACCAAAGGAAAAUGAAGAAUUGGUUCGACGAAAAGUAUAGCACGAGAUCUCGUGAUUGUUGGUCAGCAGGUGAUGGCAAAAUGUCACACUGCCAACUCAUGGACGUGGGAGCCAGGCUUUAUUCUGAAAAAGUCAGGAAAAGUCAACUACGAAGUUGACUUGGGUGGUUCGACAUGGCGUUUUCAUGCGAACCAGCUGAGACGCGACUGUUCUGAACGAGAACAAGAAAAUCAGCUCGAUUCGUGACUAGAUGUUCUGCUAGACACCUACGAAGUUCUUCCAACGACUGUGCUCCCGCCGACGAUUGUUCCGAUGCCGCCGUGCACAGCUCCAGCAGCACCAGCCGCAACAACAACAGCAGCUCAGUCAACAACGACUACGGUGCCACUGAACGUCUCCGCACAGCAGCCACUCGCAGCCGUACCUAUGGGUCCAGUCAAUCCGCCAGCAGCGCCGAGAAGAUCUUCACGACAGCCGAAGCCUAUUAAUCGUUUUGACCCUACUCCGUGA
Molecule: messenger RNA, 3594 nt
Organism: Caenorhabditis auriculariae
Lineage: Eukaryota; Metazoa; Nematoda; Chromadorea; Rhabditida; Rhabditidae
Source: the annotation of a GenBank genome assembly